AUGACUCGUCUGAUAAUCUUAGGAUUAUCACUGUUUGUGUUGGUCACAAGCUCCAUACAUGGUGCCGUAACUCAUGGAAUCAACUUCAUCGGAAUCGGGUAUAAUCUAUUAAAGGGUAAUCCCGAUGGGGGAGAAGGUAAUCAGGGAGGAGUUGAUCCCGGUCUCAACACCUUGAGACAUAUAUUCCAGUUGUCAUCAGGAGACGUACCACAGGAAGUUGUUUAUGAGAAAAGACAGAGUUGUCUUGACGUUAAAACAAUUGAUAUAUUUUACGGUGCUAAGUCUUAUCAAAGUAAAUUGGGUACAAACGUCGACGCUUCAGGAAAGGGGAAUGGCGGAAUCGCUGCCUUCUCUUUCAGCUUGAGUCCUCGGUUCGAAAAAGAAAGCAGUGAAACGAAGCAAAAUAGACGAGUGUUCCAAGAUGAUCAAAGCAUCUGUAAUUUGGGAAGUGCUCGUUAUGCCGAGGAAUUAGCCGACAACGAUGGUUUUUCGGUGACGAGGAACUUCGCCUCGGCUGUUUGUAAGCUACCUGUUCAUUAUGAUGUUAAAAGUUAUAUGCAAUUCCUUGACGACUGGGGCACGCACGUAACAGUUCAAGUUAAUUUCGGUACCAAAAAUAUUACCAGGUAUCAGGCAUCGCUAGCGGAGUUUUUUCAACAUGUGCAGAAAAACGGAGGAUUUGGUUUUUCAUUCGGCGGAUCGUACAUGGGAUUUGGUGCAUCGCUUGGAAUAAACUUCCAACAGUUCAAACAAAGCGACAAAUACAAACUGAAGAUUGGUCAGCGGCAGACAACUCUUCAUUCUGGUACUAUCGCUUUACCGGAACCAAUCGGUUUAAAGAUCAAAACCAUCGUAACAGCCUUGGACCCUAUGUAUUGGACGUCACCGGUAGUGAGAUCAGCAUGUCCGACUAUGAAAACUCAGAUAACCUCAAAGAGUACUAACUUCCUGAAAGCUUUAGAAGGUUAUGCUUCCUUCAAGUUGGCACCAGUUGUAACAGAUCCCGAACUAAAAAUACCCAUCACCUGGCCAUCUGGAACAUAUGGUUUAGUUAAAACAACCUCAGGUUGUCCUGCUGGUAGAGUCAAUUGGCAUCAAGGGUCAAGGCACCAGGAUACAAAUAAUAUAUUUAAUAAAAAUUCCUGGUCCAAUCCGUUACAUAUUGCAGGAUUGUUUACUCGAAAUAAAGACAUGACGUGGGAAUUCUGUAUGAAAGGUGAUACCAGAAUCAGUGAAUUUGAUGCUGAUUGGCCGGCUGGAGAUUAUUGCAUUCUGAAAUAUGGAAACUGUCCUGGUGGAUUUUCCUCGGGAUACAUUUACUGGGACGAUUCAAACUUCCGCAACAAAGAUCAUUCCUCCGGUUCCCUGCCAAAUGGACAGUUUGGUAGAGAUACCCGGAUAGACUUCUGUUGUCGUGAUGACAGUCUACCAACCCAUGACAUCUUCCUACCAACAGAGAAACCAUUUGUUCUGUUUAAAUAUACCAGAGAAUGUCAGCGUGUCCAUGGUAUGUCGGUGAGAGAAGAGUAUUUCGGUUGGGAUGAUACAAAUUGGUUCAACCAUGAUAAAGCUGGUGGCGCCCAUCCCUACGAUGAUGGCGGUCGUCAUGACCACAAACUACACUUCUGUUACUAUUAUAAGUCUGGCACCAAACUCAUCGGAUAAAAUGAAAUAGUCGCAUUUCAUUGGACAGUAAAAUAAUGUACUUCUA
This is a messenger RNA of Patella vulgata (common limpet), 1711 nucleotides long. RefSeq lists its product as uncharacterized. Gene Ontology annotation, molecular function: wide pore channel activity. NCBI's taxonomy places the organism in Eukaryota, Metazoa, Mollusca, Gastropoda, Patellidae. The coding region runs from base 1 to 1665 and encodes 554 amino acids. The transcript is spliced from 10 exons. The record is from RefSeq and is a predicted model, not a curated record. Gene Ontology annotation, cellular component: membrane.